AUGGCCGUCAACGGAACCAAAAACUCGUUCUCAACGCCACAAUGGUGGAAAGAGAGCGUUGUCUACCAAAUUUACCCAGCCAGCUUUCAGGACAGUAAUGGUGAUGGUUGGGGCGAUGUGAAAGGCAUCACUUCGCGGCUCGACUACCUAAAGGAGCUCGGCGUCGACGUGGUGUGGAGCAGUCCCAUCUUCAAGUCGCCACAAGCAGACAUGGGCUACGACAUUGCCGACUACAAGGAUAUCGAUCCCGCGUACGGAACCCUGGAGGACGUCGAUGAGCUGAUCUCAGAGGCCAAGAAGCGGAACAUGAAAGUCAUGAUGGAUCUCGUUGUCAACCACACGUCGAAUAUGCACGCUUGGUUCCUUGAAUCCUGCUCCUCGAAAGACAAUCCAAAACGCGACUGGUACAUCUGGAAGCCACCCAAGUCAAUCUCUCCCGAUGGCACGCCCGAGCCACCCAAUAAUUGGGCUCAAAUUCUAGGAGAUGCCAAUUCUGCCUGGAACUACGAUCCUGUUACCAAGGAGUACUACCUUGCAGUUUUCACUCCAGAGCAGCCAGACCUCAACUGGGAGAACCCUGAAGUGAGGGCAGCAGUCUGGGAUGUUAUGAACUUCUGGAUGAACAGAGGCGCUGGCGGUUUCCGCAUGGACGUCAUCAAUAUGAUUUCCAAGGUCACGACCUUUCCUGACGCGCCAAUCGUGCUCGAUCCAGCAACACACAAGUACCAACCUGGCGUGAAGUUCUUCACCAACGGUCCAAAGCUACACGACUAUCUACAGGAAAUGUACAGAGAAGUGCUUUCGAAGCAUGACACGAUCACAGUCGGCGAGAUGCCUGGCGUGUCGGACGAGAACGAAAUCCUGCGCACAGUGGGAGCGAAAGCGGAAGAGCUGCGCAUGAUCUUCAUCUUUGACCUCGUCGACAUCGAUAAGCCAAACGUUCGGAUGGCGCUGAAGCCGUGGGACGUGAAGGAGAUGAAGAGCAUUAUUUCCAAGUGGCAGAGAGUGAUGAUCGAGCGAGAUGGAUGGAAUUCGGUGUUCAUCGAAAACCACGACAACCCGCGUUCUGUUUCCCGCUACACCGACGACUCAGAUCAGUGGCGUGACAAAGGCGCGAAGCUACUAGCACUGAUGCAGACCACGCUCGGAGGGACGCUGUUCGUGUACCAAGGUGAAGAAAUUGGCAUCCGCAACGCGCCCAAAGACUGGCCUAUGACUGAGUACAAAGACAUCGAAACCGUCAACUACUGGCAAAAGUGCGAGAAGAUCUACGCCAACGAUCCGGAGAAGCUGGCUCAUGGCAGGAAGAUCGUGCACAUGAAGGCUCGUGACCACAGCCGAACACCAAUGCAGUGGGACGCAUCUCCCAAUGCAGGUUUCGCGGAGAAAGGCGCCAAGCCCUGGAUGAGGAUCAUGGAUGACUACACCACCAUCAACGCCGAAGCACAGAUGAAGCAAGAGUCCGAGGACGAGUUAAGCGUCUGGCAGUUCUGGCAGCGUGGCUUGCAUGCUCGGAAGGAAAACAAGGAGGCUUUUGUAUACGGUGAUUUUGAAGAGCUCGCGCCAAAUGAUGAGAACAUCUUUGCAUACGUCCGGACAAGUGCGACGAAGCCGGAACAGAAAUGGAUCGUGGUCCUUAACUUCUCGGGACAGGAGCAGACGUACGAUUUGCCGUUGAAGGUAGAGUCGUGGGUCGCUGGCACAUACACGAAGAGCAAGCCUGAUAAGAGCUUGAGGGGCAAGCUCGUACUGAGACCUUGGGAAGGCGUGCUUGGAAGUGUCGCCUCAUGA
This is a messenger RNA of Cyphellophora attinorum, 1791 nucleotides long. RefSeq names its product Alpha-glucosidase. Gene Ontology annotation, biological process: oligosaccharide catabolic process. The coding region runs from base 1 to 1791 and encodes 596 amino acids. The record is from RefSeq and is a predicted model, not a curated record. Gene Ontology annotation, molecular function: alpha-amylase activity. The transcript has a single exon. NCBI's taxonomy places the organism in Eukaryota, Fungi, Ascomycota, Eurotiomycetes, Chaetothyriales, Cyphellophoraceae.